GACUGACCCCCGGGUAAGAGACAGACUGACCCCCGGGUAAGAGACAGACUGACCCCCGGGUAAGAGACAGACUGACCCCCGGGUAAGAGACAGACUGACCCCCGGGUAAGAGACAGACUGACCCCCGGGUAAGAGACAGACUGACCCCCGGGUAAGAGACAGACUGACCCCCGGGUAAGAGACAGACUGACCCCUGGGUAAGAGACUGCUGCCUGAGUCACAUGCUCCCGUUAGAAAGUUGGUGCCACACCCAGUAAUUAUUCCAUAUGAAAAGAGAGGGGAGGGGCAUUCAAAUAAUACUGACCCCGCCCCCUACAUACAGAAAUAUAAAGAGACUGAGCGGCUCCCAGACUCCCAGACUCACUCUUACUGGGCUCCUACUGUCGCUAUGGCAACUCUGAGCAUCGCACUGAUAGUAACCGCCCUCUGCGCCGGGUCAGCCUUAUCCCUCAAGUGCUACACGUGCACGUCCCAAUCCACCAACGCCAACUGCAAGACCGAGGGCAGCUGCAACAUCUAUGAGGUCUUCUGCCGGACCAACGUGGUCUCCUCCACCACCGGGAUCUCCAUCACCAAAUCCUGCGCCACCUCCUGUGCCCCAAGCAGCGUUGAGACCAACACAGUGGCCUGUUGCUCCACUGACCUGUGCAACCUGAGUGGCGCUACGGGGGUCUCAUACAGCUCCGCCCUCUUGGCUCUCUCUCUGGGAUUCGCAUUGGUCCUGGUUAAAAACUCCCUUCAGUGAACUCCGCCCAUCGGUGACUUGUGAUUCCCCGCCUACUUCGCCUUAAUAAACA
Messenger RNA from Xenopus tropicalis (tropical clawed frog), 797 nucleotides. RefSeq names its product ly6/PLAUR domain-containing protein 2-like. The record is from RefSeq and is a predicted model, not a curated record. Bases 389 to 745 code for a protein of 118 amino acids. The transcript is spliced from 3 exons. NCBI's taxonomy places the organism in Eukaryota, Metazoa, Chordata, Amphibia, Anura, Pipidae.